CUUGACGCUCUUCCCAACCCUCAGCCGCAGCAAGGAAUCCUCUAAACCACUGCUGUCUUUAUGAAGUACUUCCCGUCAGACCUGGUGAGAUUCGUGAUGGUUUUGACAGCAGUCUUGAGGGCCUCUGAGCCCGAGUUAGAACCUAGAUUUUUGCUAUUAAAGAGGUUAGAAGCGAGGUGAUCAGCUUUGUCCAAACAGCUCUUGAAGCCAAAACUCGAACAAUGUGCAUUUUCGGUGAAUUGGAUAUCCGAACGGGAAUUUUCAGCUAAUAAUGCGAGGCGUGACAAGCUAAAAUUUGAAAGUUCCGUGCUUCAGAUUGAUCACUCAUACCUCCUCCAGGGAAGCUAAUCGGCUUUCAUGUCUAUUUUGACGGGACAAACACGAAGAAGUUGUACAUAUCGCCCCUCCACCUGCACUGCUACGUGUAACUGCACGAAGAGCGAAUGAGAACAGGGAAGGAAUGACAGAAGAGCCCAAGAAGUCAUGCUACUGACAGAUCAUCCUGGGCCAUGUAUGGUGACACGUAGAUCAUAUCAGACCGGGGGAGAGAUUGUUGGUUACUUGGUUAGCUUUGCAUUUUGUGGUGGAGGUGAUAAGGAGAAGGCAGAGAAAUAGAAAACUCAAAGAGAAAACUGCCAGACUUUGGAUGGGAUUGGACCAGAAAAAAUGAGCGAGGCCUCGUCUUUGUGAGGCAAACUCAGAGACACAGAGGAGAGAGGAUAAUGAUAGUACCAGUUCAUUGCUCCAAGCCUGGUAGUCCAGCUUCUGCAGCUGCUGCUUCUGCUCUUGUACGUGCACCCUCAUUCUCAAGGCGCAUUGCUGACAUCCGCAUCCCCACAAAAGCCAGACAGGUAGCAACUGGCUGGCUCUUGGCUGUGGCUCUCAUAACUUGGCCCGCGGCUGCGGGCGUGGCUGAGGUGGUUCCGCAGCCGUCGGAGUCGGAUACACUGUCGAAUGUGCCUCAGAUGCUGUCGGGCGAGUGCAAGUCUCCCAAGGACUGCAAGAAGCCCAGGAUACAGAGGCCCAAAUCGAGAAAGGCAGAGUCGUGCACCACCAAGUGCGUCACCACCUGCAUCCGCGGUGGCGAUGGCUCUCCUGGCGAAGGCCCCCUCAACAUUCGCAGACCUCUGGUGGUUUUCAAGCAAGGCUUUCGCAGCAGGAAAUACUGUCUGGUCGAGUGCUCAGAUAUUUGUAAUUUGAUUGGAGAUGAGGAUUAUGGUCCUUGACAAUGAUCUAACCACAAACUGAUUGAAGUUUCGGCCGGUUCCAACCCCUGCUCUUCGGAAGGUUUGCUGGGCAAGCUGUAUAGGUUUUUCUGACUUCCGAGUGGAAGCACCAACUACAGGACUUCUUUCGACAAGAAACAGGUGCUCCCGUGUGUACUCUUCACAGACCUUUCCUCUUGUCCCAAGGUUACAAUUCAAACACAGAUGAAAUAUUAAUCUCGAGGUUUGCUCGGGCAGUGUGCACACCACUUAUUCACCAUGAUUCUCCCUGUUACUCUGUGGAACAGUAUGCUAGUCGGAAAAUUCUCACUCUUUCUUUUCCUACUAGCUUUCUGUGAACUUACCGAAAUGGGAAAAUACAGAAGUUUUGGGCCUAGAAUGUUUAAGCCAUCGUUCAUUUCUCCUUCAUUAAGUCGGAAAAUUUUCUUCGAAGGUCUGAAGCUGGAAGUUUGGUCAGCAAAUGCGAAUGGUUGGUGCUCAGCGAACAAUCAUCUAAGUUUUUGUGGGAAUAAUCCUAAUUCGUUAGUGCCAUACUGCUAAAUAGUUGUGAAGACGAGUGUAGAAAAGAGGAGAAAGCCAUACUGUGGCCUAAGCAUCAAGAAAUAGGAACCUGUUGCCACAUAUUAUUGGCAUUACAUAUCAAAGAGGACUUGAAUCUGCUUGUGGGUUGAGUACA
This is a messenger RNA of Syzygium oleosum, 1902 nucleotides long. RefSeq lists its product as uncharacterized. NCBI's taxonomy places the organism in Eukaryota, Viridiplantae, Streptophyta, Magnoliopsida, Myrtales, Myrtaceae. The record is from RefSeq and is a predicted model, not a curated record. Bases 723 to 1226 code for a protein of 167 amino acids. The transcript is spliced from 4 exons.